Phacochoerus africanus (Common warthog) is the source of this 1356-nucleotide messenger RNA. It is a transcript of the gene ATRAID, whose product is annotated as all-trans retinoic acid induced differentiation factor. Gene Ontology annotation, biological process: positive regulation of osteoblast differentiation. NCBI's taxonomy places the organism in Eukaryota, Metazoa, Chordata, Mammalia, Artiodactyla, Suidae. Gene Ontology annotation, cellular component: intracellular membrane-bounded organelle. Bases 615 to 1130 code for a protein of 171 amino acids. The transcript has 7 exons. The record is from RefSeq and is a predicted model, not a curated record.
GCAAAUUAGAGGCUGGGUUGAAACAGAGUUCCUCGCUGGCCCUCGGCUCUCCCCUCUUGGCCUCUCCCCUGCCAGCCCGCAGCCCGGAUUUCGUCCCUGGGGCCUCCCUAGCGUAACCCAGUCGUCUCCCCGCCGGAGUACUCACGCUGCUGUCUCCCAGCGCCAAUGUCCAAAGACCUUUGAAAUUUGACCUCCUCCCUCCUUAAUGUUUGAGUAACUUUAAGUUAUCCUUUCUACCAACAAGUCCUCUGGCUAUUCUGCAAAAUCACGACGCACGAACGCCGUAUACCCUGCGGUGGCUGGGCUGUACAUUCUGUUAUGCUUGAUGAGAUCUUUGUGUACCUGCAGUCCUUUUAUACCCGGUCAAAUCGCGGCUGGCAGAUUGAGAAGUCAUUGGAGAGGGCAUAAUAAAUAUGUUCCAAUAGUAAUUCUCAAAGAUGAGGUCCUUCCCUGGAUGAGAUCCGGUACAGAAAUUCUCUGGUGCCCUGUUUUGGCACCUGGAUCCAGAAACGCUGUCUUCUAGUAAAUCUGACGUAAAGAUAUGCAUCCAGUGUCCAGGAGAUGUGCAAAAUUUGUCAGAAGUGGCCCUUUAUUGUAAACAGACACCAGAGCUAAUGCUGCAAGGCCGCUGCUGCCUGAAUGGGAAGGGCACCAUCCUGGGGCUGGAUCUCCAGAACUGUUCUCUGAAGGACCCUGGUCCAGACUUUGCUCAGGCACAUACUGCUGUCAUCAUAGACCUGCAGGCAAACCCCUUCGAGGGCGACUGGGCCAACACCUUCCGUGGCUUUACCCAGCUCCAGACUCUGAUACUGCCACAAAGUGUCACCUGUCCAGGAGGUAUCAAUGCCUGGGAUGUUGUCACUUUUUAUAUAACCAACCAAACCUGCCAAGGACAACGAAACCUUUGCAACAGCACUGGGGACCCAGAAACGUGUCCUGAGAAUGGAUCUUGUGUCCCUGAUGGUCCUGGUCUCUUGCAGUGUGUUUGUGCUGAUGGCUUCCAUGGCUACAAGUGUAUGCGCCAGGGCUCAUUCUCACUGCUCAUGUUCUUCGGUAUUCUGGGAUCCACGACAUUAUCCAUUUCCAUCCUGCUUUGGGGGACUCAACGCCGAAAAGCCAAGGCUUCAUGAACCACACAGGUCUUCUUACUGACCUAAAGAUCAUCCCCAUCUUAGUCCAGCCAGGGGGAUUUGCUUCCUAGACAUCGUUGGUCAGCAAAGAUGACCAGAAGUCGUUGUUUGAAGGAAGAUGGACAUUUGCAUAACCUUAGUGUGUUGCAGACGCACCAGUCCAGGAGUGGACUAGUAUCAGUUCUCAUUUGUGCUGCUGACCAUAAUAAAUUUUUUCUUUUGCUUC